This is a messenger RNA of Archocentrus centrarchus (flier cichlid), 3832 nucleotides long. It is a transcript of the gene syne3, whose product is annotated as spectrin repeat containing, nuclear envelope family member 3. The transcript has 18 exons. Lineage: Eukaryota; Metazoa; Chordata; Actinopteri; Cichliformes; Cichlidae. Bases 106 to 3399 code for a protein of 1097 amino acids. The record is from RefSeq and is a predicted model, not a curated record. Gene Ontology annotation, biological process: nuclear migration. Gene Ontology annotation, cellular component: meiotic nuclear membrane microtubule tethering complex; cytoplasm; nuclear outer membrane. Gene Ontology annotation, molecular function: actin filament binding.
UCUACUUCCUGUCUUCCGUAACUUUAUUGUACACAACACAGAAUUUGAGCGAUCGCGCCAGCGGCUCCUCUCACCCGAUGAACACAAAGCUACCCAGGACUGGCCAUGACUCAGCAGGAGCAGCAGGAGUUCACAGACAACCUGGAGGCAGCCCUCUCCUGGAUGCGAGCCAUCCAGGAGAGGCUGAAGGCCAACGACAACACGCAAGGCCCCCGCGACAUCCUGGAGGCCAGGCUUAGGGAGACAGAGGAGAUCCGGCAGUCAGAGGAUGAAGGCCGAGUGAAGAUGGACAGGGUGCUGGUGGCUGCGGAGAACCUUUUGCAGGGUGGAGAUGAACAGCUGAAGAGCCGCACCCACACUCAGCUCAAAGACUUGAAGAGCCUGUGGGAUGAGACCUGCACCUACAUCACCCACUGUCACAGUCGCAUAGAGUGGGUGUGGCUGCACUGGACCGAGUACCUGAAGGCCUACGAGGACUUUGAGCUGUGGUUGGCAAAGCAGCGACGAAGCCUUGAUGUUGACCUGGAGCUGCAGCUUGGAGUAAAAGAGAAGCUUUGGCAGGUGGACCAGCAGAGGGUGGCGGUGAGCGAUAUCCAUGGCCAGGCAGUACUGCUGGAGAGGCUGCUGGAUGAGGCAGCUGCACUGCACAGCAGAACCCAGGACCCCAGUGUGAAUCCACAGGCCCAGGAGGGACUGCAGGAGGCCUACCAGGAUGUCAGAGACAGAGCUGAGGAACGUCUUUCACUGCUUCAGAGGAUCUCUGAGGAGCACCAGAUGUACCAAGACUGUGUUCAGAGGUUCCAGUCCUGGCUGCUGUCAAAAACCAAGGAGCUGACUGAACUGAUGGAGACGAAUGAUACGGCCGAGAACAAGCUUAAAGCAAUUCAAGCUCUGGAUGACAGUGUAGCCUGUGAGGAGAAAACCCUGCAGCAUAUUGAAGGUAUGGUGGAAAGUCUCAGGCCCUACACCUCUCCUGGGGGAGUGGAAGUAGUGGUAGAAGAGGCAGAGGAGCUGAGGCUGGGUUGGCAGAGACUGAGGCAGGGCCUGUGUGAGGCAGAUGAAGGCCUCCAUUCCAGUCUGGACUCUCACAGCCAGUAUACAGCCCGGUGCCAGCGGCUGGGAGAAGAUAUUGGCCGCCUCAGAGACCUGCUGAAAGGGCUGGACCAGGAACUGGAGGAGACCCAGGAAUCCAGGGAGCACACUGACCACACUGAAGAGCAAAUGGUUGGCGAGUGGAGGACAUACACGGAUGUGAGGAAGACUCUAGCAGGGGAGGAAUCCCAGGUGGAACUGCUCAAGGCUCAGCUCAAGGAGCUCUUCAGGUUCUCAGAGGACUCACGCCACCUUUCUAAUGAUGUCCUGGCCGUCAUUAAAGAACAUCAGAGUGUGAAAUGUCGAGCAACUAGACUGUGUUCAGAGUCUGAGUCGGGACUGAGAAACAUCUUACAAGACCCACUGCUGGUCUACGCCCAGUGGAGACACAUGGUCUCUCAGGUGUUGGAAGCUUCUGCUGAGGUCACAGACUUCUCCCAUGUUGCCAUGUUAGUCCAGAACAUUGAGUGUCUCCUGAAGGAAAGUGCCCAACUGCAGGAGCGUUUCAGUCUGCUGCAGGUGAAAGGGACCCUGCUGGACUCUGUAUUUGGUCCUGAGAGGUCUGAUGGGCUGCAAAGUGAGUUGAGCACUGCCAUCAGGAACAGAGAGCUGCUGCACGCUCAGCUACAGCAGAGGAAGAGCAGGCUACAGGGAUUCAUUUCAAGAACCAAGGACUUUGGUGACACCUAUGAGCUGAUUCGCUCAAAGCUGGACAGCUUCAGAGACCGACUAAUGGCAGCGGACCGUCUACAGCCUGACAUUCUUGCCAAAAAAAGCCAGUCAGACCAGUUUGGGGUCAUCCUGAAGGACAUAGAGGAAUGUGAAGCCCAGAUCAUGGCACUAGAGACUCUGGUCUCCUCCAGUCAGACCAACAGGAUUCAGUUUGACAAACUCCAAGAUGAAUGGAAACAGCUGCACACUGCAGUGAAGACAAAAGUGCAUCAGAGUGAGGAGAGCAUUGAAGAACAUGAGAGCUUCCACGAGAGCUUGCUUAACAUCGAGAAGUGGCUGAUGAUCAUGAAGCAGAAGCUGAUGGCCUUCCACAGUCCGUCAGGAGAGUGGAGCAUCGAGGGCCGCCGGCUGGAAGCUGAGAGAGCACUGGGAGAGUUCCCAGAGAAGGAGCUCCAGCUGCAGCAGGUUGAUGUCCAGAGUCAGGAAGUUUUAAAGAAGACUUCUGCAGAGGGGCAGGUCCAUAUUCUCCGAGAUAUGAAGUGCCUAAAAGACUCUUGGUCGGCCCUGUACGAGAUGAGUCUUAAUCUGCACAGGUUGCUCAACAGCUCCAAAGAGGAGGGAGAGUCCGACUUUCCCAAGGUGUGCUCGUCUGGCUCUGUGCAUGGAGGAAACAUGGAGGGAGUUACAGGAGAGGAGGCAGGGUGGAUCCAGGGCCAUGGUGAAGGUUUCCACAUAUCGGCUGGGCCAGUUAAACAUUUUAUUUCAUCAACAGUCAAGGAAAGUGAGCUGUCCUUCAAGGGAGAUGAAGUGGAUUUCUCUGACGGCCAGGGAGUCUCCAAAGACUCGACUACUCAAAGCCCUUACACUACCACAGGGGGUAACAGCAGUGUCUGGUCUGCAGACAAAGAGGAGGCAGCAUUAUUCACACAGGCCAGCUGUGCUCCGAAAGGAAGAAUUCACUCUGGAGAAGUCAACAUGGAUCCAGGAGGAGGCCUGAGCUCAGGAGAAGGAGGAGGAGAAUUCAGAAGGGUCUCUGCACCAUCAGGAACACCGGUUCAGUACUCAGUGGGGAGCCAAGGACACAGCGAAUCCAGGAGGAAAGAGUUUGAGGCUUGGUUGUUCAAACAGAAUGAACUCCUCUCAGACAUUCUCAGCUCCAAAGAAGCAGCAAACGAUGCCAGUGAAGUCAAGCUCAAGCACGACACCCUCGAGGCUCUGAGAGCUGGAGUGUCCUGGGGUCAGGAGCAGUUUCAGCUGUUGCUCCAGGAUAGUCAGGACAGUGGUACUGGACCAAGGGAAGAUGUUGGUCUGGAGGAACUCCGCUACCGCUGGAUGCUCUACAAGUCUAAGCUGAAGGAUGUCACAGGUGUCGGGGCCAGGACCAGGGCCAGGGCCAAGAGAGUCACAGCCACACAGGAGGAUGCAGCCACUGCAGCACCUGUUCAAAAGCAGAAACCUGGAUUGCUGCAGCGGGUGUGUCGGCUGGCACUUCCUCUGUGGCUCCUCUUCCUCGCUCUGCUGCUCCUGGCCUUCCUGCUGCCCCUCAUGGAUGAAGGCAACAGCUGCUCUCUCUCCAACAACUUUGCCCGAUCCUUCAACAUCAUGCUCCGCUAUGAAGGACCUCCACCAACAUAGAAAACUUCCUCUGACCACACAAAAUACUGUAACAUCUGAACUCUCUGCAUACACCAACUUGUGUUUCCAUGAUGGUCCACGCAUUAUGUAGGAAAUGUUGACUUGAUUACCUAAGAUACCACAUUCCUCUGCAAGUGAAGUUCAUGUGUAACAGACCACAAACUAGACUACACAACCUUCAGGUCAAUCUAAAGUCUACAGUCCAUAUCUGCAGCAAAUUUAGUCUGUAAGGAAACCACAGCCUAAAGCAACAUUUGCAAACACGUCCCACAAACACGUCCCACAAACACGUCCCACAAACACGUCCCACAUUGUGCUCUGCAUGGUCAAAUGUCAGCUCUUCUAAAAUUCAUUGCUAUAUGAAACUGUCAUCUAUUAACCAUGUGUAAGACAGCCAAGGAUUAUAGGAAAUUCCACAGCAGUCAUUGUUAAU